CUGUCAUGGUCAACGACCAAAUUCCACGACACAAUCCAACUAAAAUUCUUUAAAUAAAACCCCAAAAAAUGGAAAUCAAUAUAAUGGCCUGCGCCAUUGACCCUGCUGGAAUUUAUUGUUCCGCGCCCACCCCUCCAUGAACGUUCACUUUCUUUCUUUCUUUCUGCACUCCACUGGCAGUAAUUAAUAACUGUAAUCCGACAUUGAAGAAUAGUGGUCGGGAGAAGAAACAGGUAGCUAUGGCGCAGAAGGAAGAAUCCGGCACGGCGACGGACACUAAGAAUGUUGUGAGGCCGAGGGUGGAAAUCGAUACCUCGCCGCCGUUCGAGUCUGUAAAGGAGGCUGUCGUCCGGUUUGGUGGGAGUGGCCCUUGGAUUCCCCACCACUUGCUCCGCCUUGCUCCUCCACAUCCUCUCCAAGAGCAAGAUGAAGUGUUGGAUCUAAACAAAAUGGAGGAGCAAGCAGUGAAGUAUGAGAGGGACUUGAUGAUGAAGGAGCAAGAAGCCCUAAAACUCCUAAAAGAAGUGGAAGCAGCAAAGAGAUUUGUUGAAGGGCUUAAACUAAACCUAAUGGAGGAAGUCUCUACAUUUGUAUCCUCCACUCCUGCAAAACCCCAAAUGCACAAACUCUCACCCAAUCCAGUCCAGUCCCCUGGCUAUGUUCUAAUGGAAUUAGACCAAGCGAAACUCGAGCUAAACAAGAUGUCCAUAGAUCUCGCGGUCAUCAGAACAUCCGUGGAGUCCCUGAACAAGAAAAUGCAGAAAGAAAAAAUCCUUCUGGAGACUGAACAGUUCAAGAAAAUGGCAGAAGCUUCAAGGCAUGAAGUGAUGAAAGCAAUGUCAGAAAUUGAGAGGACAAAAGCCAGUCUCAAGCUUGCAGAAAUGAGGCUAAUUGCAGCCAAGAAAAUGGAGGAAGCUGCUAAAGCUGUGGAAGCCAUUGCCUUUGCAGAAAGAAAAGCUCUCUUAAACUGCAAAACCACCAAUUCAGAAGGGAUAAUAACAAUCCCUUAUGAACAAUACUAUGCCCUAACUCAAAAGGCCCAACAGGCUGAUGAGCUCUGCAACACCAAAUUCGUUGAUUCGUCCCCUCAGAACAAGAAACCAGACAGUCCUAGGCUGCAGAAUGAUGCCCUGAGAGACAUUGGGACAGACAGAACUGUCCCUGUCUUUAGAUCAUCAAUCUCAAUUGGAGACAUCCUUAGCAGAAAGCUGAUUCUGCAAGAUGAUCAUAUCAUGGUGGGGAAGGGACAACAACAACAACAACGACAACAACAACAUGUUUCGUUUAGUCAAAUGCUACGCGAACAAAGCGGGAUCAUACUGAAUCCAGCAAAGUCUGGGAAGGAUAAUAGUGGGAGUGUGCACAAGCAGUUCAUUGCACAUAGGAAGAAGUUUGGGUUUAUCCAAGUUCCAAUUCCUAGGCACAACAAGAAAAAGGACCAGUCUUUGAACCAGAGAUAACAUAUAUUAGACACAUUAUAUUAUACUGUUCUUUCAUUCCCUGUGCUUAAUUGUGUGGUUUUUGUUCAAUUUGGUUUGCUUCUCAUACCAUUAACGUUAGAUUUGGUUGUGGCUUGUAGGAUUUUGUGUUGUGCUGGUAUUGUUCAGAGUUACUUAGCUUGUUUCAUAUUAUUGUACACACCUGUUUUUUUCUUUUUUCUUAUUUCUUUUUGGGGGUUGUGAGGAAAUCUACUGCCACUAUAUGAGGGAA
Molecule: messenger RNA, 1710 nt
Organism: Ipomoea triloba (trilobed morning glory)
Lineage: Eukaryota; Viridiplantae; Streptophyta; Magnoliopsida; Solanales; Convolvulaceae
Product: WEB family protein At3g51720-like
Exons: 2
Coding region: 240-1460 (406 amino acids)
Source: RefSeq, a predicted model, not a curated record